GAAGAAACCAAUUUGCUAUAAUAGAAAAAUUAUCAUUAUUAUUUAUUUUUUUUUUUUUUUAUAUUUAAAAAGCAGAUUUUUUUUUCAGUUUUGUUUAGCUCUUUCGUAAAGAUGGCUCGUACAAAAAAUUUAGAUCAUUUCUAUUCAUUGCUUGAUCAGUAUAGAAAUAUUGCUUUUCCAGAUUCAUUACAACAAGAAUCAAGCCCUAUUGCAACAUUAGAGCUACUUGGAACGAUAAACUAUGUCAAAUCUGUUUCUGAUCAACAAAUUAUUGACAUUAUAGUCAGUGGUUGUAAAUCAAUAGGUCAUGAAACUACACUUUCUCGCUACUUUUAUCAAUUCAUGUAUAAACAAUUUUCAAAACAAAUUCGAGUUACAAAUUUUCGCUCUUCUCAGUUCGACAUGACUAUUCAUUACUUACUUGAAGGUUUAGACAAUACUAACGAUUUGAGUGACGAUCAUAAAGUAGAUCUUUUAAGAGCCUUGAGUUCACUCGUAUUUGAAACAGCCAAUCAUACUCAACGUUCUGCCAAUCGUCUAUCCACGCUACUUUUGAGGUUUGCAAAUCCCUCUUAUACAUCAUUACAAGUCCGUCGAAUGGCGAUUAAUUGUAUUGGCAAUGCUUGUGCAAAUGCAGGCAAUACAAAGCUACAAGCCUUUUUUCAAGAAUUUUAUGCAUGCUUAUUAAGUAAUCUUUGUAAAGUAGACCGUACAUCAGAGGGAACUCUUCUGGUCAGAGCACCGACAACGGAUAUCUUGAAUGAUGAUGCAUCGAUACGUAAAAUAGCAAGUUCAACUCUAAGAGCACUUCAAUUUUUACUUUCUCAAGACAAGUCAUUAGUGACCAAUCCUUUAUGUGAUAUGAUUGAUAUCAUUCAUACCUUUAUCUUUAUGCAAGUCAAUGUACACACUUAUAGUAUUCAAUCUACAAAGAUGCCUACUAGAAGAAACAAGCUUCUAACCACUCCUUUAACAAAACCUAGUUUUUCUUGGAGAACGACAACAGCUUCAUUAAGCUAUCAAAUGAAAUCCAUGUCACUCGUGACUAGUUCAGAAUCAGAAUUAUCGGACUCACCUACCCUGACACCUGAGCUAUCACCUCGUCGACAAAGAGAUUAUACAAAGAUUAGAAUUAAUGCACUUUUAUGUUUAUCGGCUAUUGCAACUACAUCACCUAAAGUACUUUAUUCUCAUUGGAGCAAGUUCUUACCCGAUACAUUUUCAAUUUUUCUAUCUAAUAACACCAAUAGUGAAGGAAAAUUAUUACCUUUCCUUAGAACUGAUAAUCAACCUUAUUCUUUAUUUACCAUUCUAUUGUAUGAUCCUAUCAUUCAUGUUCGAUCUGCUGUUUGCCAUGCAUUAAUCGCGAUGUUGAAUGGCUCAAAGAACUAUUUAAGUCUAGCAUUAGAAAGGUAA
Cokeromyces recurvatus is the source of this 1416-nucleotide messenger RNA. RefSeq lists its product as uncharacterized. The record is from RefSeq and is a predicted model, not a curated record. The transcript has 3 exons. Lineage: Eukaryota; Fungi; Mucoromycota; Mucoromycetes; Mucorales; Mucoraceae. The coding region runs from base 112 to 1416 and encodes 434 amino acids.